AUGGGAAAGACCGUUUUGAUUGUUGGCUGUGGUGUUAUGGGGCUUUCAACGGCUGUACAUUUGGCUGAAGCAGGAUAUUCAGUGACUGCAAUUGAUGCUUAUCCAGUCCCUUCACCGUGGUCUGCAGCCGCGGACAUGAAUAAGAUAAUUAGGACAGAGUAUACAGAUUUCAAAUAUACUGAAAUGGCUGUUGAAGCAGUUCGCAAGUGGAGAACAGAUCCUAUCUACAAAGAAGUCUACAAUGAAUGUGGAAGGAUUUUAAUGACGCCCCACCACCACGAAGAAAGAAGGAAGUUCGAGGCUGCUGGCAUCGAAUGUUUGCGCCGUAUUCGUUUUGAGGGAGUCAAGAUUGAAAUAUUUCAGGGUGGUCAACUACUAGGGUCGAAAUUUGACUUUCUCAAGUAUAACACCGUGUCUGAGGACACCGAAAUCAAAUGGAAUCCUGAAUCUGGUUUAGCGCACGCUGCCAAUUCCUUGUUUGUUUUGUAUCAACGGGCUUGCAGACUUGGUGUGAAGUUUAUUUUUGGCGAUUCUGGAAGGGCGAUUAAUAUUGAAACUGACGGAGGCACUGACUGUAUUCGGACUAAAGACGAUAGUAUAUAUAGAGCCGACAUCAUACUAAUAAGUGCUGGUGCUGCCUCGGGAUACUUAGUGGACCUAAGGCAGCAACAAUCCGCUACUGGUCUUUUCGUCACUCAUAUUAGACUUACAGAGAAAGAGUAUGAGACGCUCAAAGAUAUCCCUAUUGUGUUUGAUGCUGAAAUGGGAUACUUCUUUCCUCCAGAUAAAAAAACUCACCUUUUGAAAAUCGCUUUGUCAGGAUUAGGUGGAACCAAUAACAUAAAAGACCCUUUUAGAGAAGAUUCUUUACGUUCUUUACCGAGAUAUAAAACAGAAUAUCCUAAUGAUACCAUGCCCAUUCUAGGGAAGAUUAGAGCUAAAAAGUUGCUAGGAAAGUAUAUUCCGGAGGUUGCAUAUCAUACACUCAUUGAAAGUAAAACAUGUUGGAUAGCAGAUACUGCAGAUUCCAAUUUUAUAAUUGACAAGGUACCAAAUUACUGCAACAUUUACGUUGCAACAGGGGAUAGUGGUCAUGCUUUCAAGUUCUUGCCCACCAUAGGUGGAUAUAUUUUAGAAAUGUUGGAAGGGACCCUCGACAAAAGGUUUGCUGAGAGUUGGAAGUGGAAAAAUCAUGGAGAGUCGUUUGAUGUAUCUAAAUGCAAGUGGAGGGUGGUCGCAGAUUAUUCAGAUUUUUCGGAUAUCAAGUGGGUUGAGAAGGAUUGA
Molecule: messenger RNA, 1284 nt
Organism: Priceomyces carsonii
Lineage: Eukaryota; Fungi; Ascomycota; Pichiomycetes; Serinales; Debaryomycetaceae
Product: NAD(P)/FAD-dependent oxidoreductase
Exons: 1
Coding region: 1-1284 (427 amino acids)
Molecular function (GO): saccharopine oxidase activity; sarcosine oxidase activity; flavin adenine dinucleotide binding
Source: RefSeq, a predicted model, not a curated record